Serendipita indica DSM 11827 is the source of this 528-nucleotide messenger RNA. Lineage: Eukaryota; Fungi; Basidiomycota; Agaricomycetes; Sebacinales; Serendipitaceae. The record is from the annotation of a GenBank genome assembly.
AUGUCCAACAUACCCAAUUCUACACCAGUAUUACUUGUCGACGAGCCCGACAAGCACAAAGUUUACACUCGCUAUUUCGUCCACCUUGUCCAUGCACUUGUCGCCAUUUUAUUCGUCGUCAUAGUCAUCAUCACCGCAUUGGUCGACACUGACUUUGUCUUCGCAUUCUAUACCCUUCCUAUCGCCCUCUCAAUCCUCAUCAUCGAGCUCCCUUUCCUACUUCGACGACCUCCAAAGCAAGGUAUCGCGAAGAAGUAUGGACUAUUCUACAACAAAUUCAUUGUGCGGGGAUAUGUCUAUCAAUUGGCUGCUGCGAUUCCCGCUAGCGCCAAAUGGAGAAUUUGUGGCACGUCAAGAGUUAUCGCUUGGAUUAUUUGGGUCAUAGGUUUGAUCAUGGUAUUUAUUGCGGUGGUUGCGAAGCACAGUGAUCUCUUGGAUUGGCUUGAAGAGAACGAUCCACGAGACACUCAGCUCCACGGCACCGAUGAUCUUCACUCCCUUGGAUACGAACCGGUAUCCCUGGAAUAG